AUCAAUCAUUAUUCAUUAAUCAUAUUUGUUCCAAAAUAUAACAAAUAUUUUACUAUUUCUUUGAUUUUCUUUCAAUUUCAAGCAGUAUUUAUAAGUUGUAAUCGUUUAAAACUCCAUAAAAGUGAUAUAUCUGUCUAACAAUGGAAACUCCAAGUGGCACUUCUGCACCGAGAGUAAGCGAUAAGCGCCUUGCACAAACGCAAGCAAAAGUGGAUGAAGUCGUUGGGAUUAUGCGAGUUAAUGUAGAAAAAGUUUUGGAGCGUGAUCAGAAGCUGUCCGAAUUAGACAAUCGUGCCGAUGCUCUGCAACACGGGGCCGCUCAGUUUGAACAGCAGGCUGGUAAGCUAAAGAGGAAAUAUUGGUGGCAGAAUCUUAAAAUGAUGUUGAUUAUUGGUGCUAUUGGAGUUAUAUUGCUAAUCAUAAUUAUUGUGUGGGCAACAUCCGGAUCCAGUGGCUCCACCCAAUCUACUCAGGCUCAAGCCGUUACAGAAGGAACAGGCUGAUUAUUAUUAUUUUUAUUAUUCAUAAUAUAAUAAUUCAUCUCUAUCGUAAACCAAAUCAUCAGCCAUACUUUUCACGAAUGACGAGAAAAUCUAUAAACUGACUGAUAGGAACAUAAAAUUCAUAUUUUUGUGUAAAAAUUUAUCUUUCAGACUAAAAAAAACUUUUACAAUUUUUGAUAUUUCUGUAUUGAUGUUCAUAUUAUGAAAUGUUUAGACGUAAUCAUCGUUUACAAAAUUAUCUUAUAAAGCUGUAUCAUUACUAUUUUUGUAAGUAAUAUUGAGUCAUUUGAAAUUUUCAAAUGUGUAUUUUAAAUAUGUAAAUAAUCACAAAAAUUCUAUUGAAACUAUAGAUGUUGUUCAUUGGUUCCUAUUUGAAUCAUAUUUAGAUAUGUCAAGAUCACAAAUAAAAUGUUAGUGUUUUGGAAAUGUUUAUUCCUAAAUAUUAACAACUAUUAAUUAGUGAAGUUAUCUGAGUGCUUUAAUGUAACAUUCAGAUUCCUGUUAAAAUUUUAUCUUGUUAUGAAGAAUACAGAAUAUACUUCUAAAUAGUUUUUUACAAGCACAAAUUUACUGCACAAGAUAUUUUACUUGGAAACUGUUAUAUGCGAUUUACUUUUCAAGUUGCCUAUUUUUAUUUCACAAUAAUUACUGUUGCAUUUCUCAUAAACACUGAAGUAAGUGGGACCAAUUUGUGUUUCUUUUAUUGUUGUUAGGUCCAAUUUCCAACCACUCUAUUGUAUAAGUUAAUGUAUAUUAAAUCUAUGUUACUUUAGCCUGAUUGUUUCAUAUGGCAUUAAUAUAUUUAUUCUUUACU
Aricia agestis (brown argus) is the source of this 1317-nucleotide messenger RNA. Its product is annotated as synaptobrevin-1-like. Lineage: Eukaryota; Metazoa; Arthropoda; Insecta; Lepidoptera; Lycaenidae. The record is from RefSeq and is a predicted model, not a curated record. The coding region runs from base 141 to 503 and encodes 120 amino acids. Gene Ontology annotation, cellular component: plasma membrane; SNARE complex. Gene Ontology annotation, molecular function: SNAP receptor activity; syntaxin binding. The transcript has a single exon. Gene Ontology annotation, biological process: vesicle-mediated transport; vesicle fusion.